Messenger RNA from Colletes gigas, 25173 nucleotides. Its product is annotated as mucin-19-like. The record is from RefSeq and is a predicted model, not a curated record. The transcript has 5 exons. Lineage: Eukaryota; Metazoa; Arthropoda; Insecta; Hymenoptera; Colletidae. Gene Ontology annotation, biological process: regulation of growth. Bases 1 to 25173 code for a protein of 8390 amino acids.
AUGCACAACAACUUGCACAACGAUAAAUACAUCGACGACAACUCGCCCACCCAAAUCACCAUCAACAACAAACCAAAACUCCAAAACGUCACCAAACUCCGCUACAACACCAGAGACGACACAAACGUGCACAACAACAUGCACGAAAAUUCAGACAACUAUAACACCAUCACCCACAACAAACACAGAUGCGACAUCUCCAUCUACAACACAAUCAAUUACAUCAACAAAAACAACAAUACCGACAACAAUAACCACCAAGACCUCAUUCCACUCCCCCAGUCCAUCCACAACACAGGUGCCAACUUCCACAUCGCAAAGGCAACGCCGACAACCACAGGGCGUACAUCACCAUCUGGAUCGACCGGCACAUCAUCGCCGUUGACCACACCAUCCGCAACGCCAACACACUCGUCUCAUGCAUCCAGUACUCCGUCGGCUAGGACGACUGUAUCUCCAUCGUCUACGUCACAUGGAUCCACAGCAUCGUCGUCAUCAAGCCCCACGAACACAGGAUCUACUGAAAGGCACUCAACGACCACACCAACAUCCGCUACGUCCAGGACAUCAUCUGAAUCUACCAGUACAUCCAGAAAGGCAACGCCGACAACCACAGGGCGUACAUCACCAUCUGGAUCGACCGGCACAUUAUCGCCGUUGACCACACCAUCCGCAACGCCAACACACUCGUCUCAUGCAUCCAGUACUCCGUCGGCUAGGACGACUGUAUCUCCAUCAUCUACGUCACAUGGAUCCACAGCAUCGUCGUCAUCAAGCCCCACGAACACAGGAUCUACUGAAAGGCACUCAACGCCCACACCAACAUCCGCUACGUCCAGGACAUCAUCUGAAUCUACCAGUACAUCCAGAAAGGCAACGCCGACAACCACAAGGCGUACAUCACCAUCUGGAACGACCGGCACAUCAUCGCCGUUGACCACACCAUCUGCAACGCCAACACACUCGUCUCAUGCAUCCAGUACUCCGUCGGCCAGGACGACUGUAUCCCCAUCGUCUACGUCACAUGGAUCCACAGCAUCGUCGGCAUCAAGCCCCACGAACACAGGAUCUACUGAAAGGCACUCAACGCCCACACCAACAUCCGUUACGUCGAGGACAUCAUCCGAAUCUACCAGUACAUCCAGAAAGGCAACGCCAACAACCACAGGGCGCACAUCACCAUCUGAAUCGACCGGCACAUCAUCGCCGUUGACCACACCAUCUGCAACGCCAACACACUCGUCUCAUGCAUCCAGUACUCCGUCGGCCAGGACGACUGUAGCCCCAUCGUCUACGUCACAUGGAUCCACAGCAUCGUCGUCAUCAAGCACCACGAACACAGGAUCUACUGAAAGGCACUCAACGCCCACACCAACAUCCGCUACGUCCAGGACAUCAUCUGAAUCUACCAGUACAUCCAGAAAGGCAACGCCAACAACCACAUGGCGCACAUCACCAUCUGGAUCGACCGGCACAUCAUCGCCGUUGACCACACCAUCCGCAACGCCAACACACUCGUCUCAUGCAUCCAGUACUCCGUCGGCUAGGACGACUGUAGCCCCAUCGUCUACGUCACAUGGAUCCACAGCAUCGUCGGCAUCAAGCACCGCGAACACAGGAUCUACUGAAAGGCACUCAACGCCCACACAAACAUCCGCUACGUCGAGGACAUCAUCCGAAUCCACAAGUACAUCCAGAAAGGCAACGCCAACAACCACAGGGCGCACAUCACCAUCUGGAUCGACCGGCACAUCAUCGCCGUUGACCACACCAUCCGCAACGCCAACACACUCGUCUCAUGCAUCCAGUACUCCGUCGGCUAGGACGACUGUAUCUCCAUCGUCUACGUCACAUGGAUCCACAGCAUCGUCGUCAUCAAGCCCCACGAACACAGGAUCUACUGAAAGGCACUCAACGCCCACACCAACAUCCGCUACGUCCAGGACAUCAUCUGAAUCUACCAGUACAACCAGAAAGGCAACGCCGACAACCACAGGGCGUACAUCACCAUCUGGAUCGACCGGCACAUCAUCGCCGUUGACCACACCAUCCGCAACGCCAACACACUUGUCUCAUGCAUCCAGUACUCCGUCGGCUAGGACGACUGUAUCUCCAUCAUCUACGUCACAUGGAUCCACAGCAUCGUCGUCAUCAAGCCCCACGAACACAAGAUCUACUGAAAGGCACUCAACGCCCACACCAACAUCCGCUACGUCCAGGACAUCAUCUGAAUCUACCAGUACAUCCAGAAAGGCAACGCCGACAACCACAAGGCGUACAUCACCAUCUGGAUCGACCGGCACAUCAUCGCCGUUGACCACACCAUCUGCAACGCCAACACACUCGUCUCAUGCAUCCAGUACUCCGUCGGCCAGGACGACUGUAUCCCCAUCGUCUACGUCACAUGGAUCCACAGCAUCGUCGGCAUCAAGCCCCACGAACACAGGAUCUACUGAAAGGCACUCAACGCCCACACCAACAUCCGCUACGUCGAAGACAUCAUCCGAAUCUACCAGUACAUCCAGAAAGGCAACGCCAACAACCACAGGGCGCACAUCACCAUCUGAAUCGACCGGCACAUCAUCGCCGUUGACCACACCAUCUGCAACGCCAACACACUCGUCUCAUGCAUCCAGUACUCCGUCGGCCAGGACGACUGUAGCCCCAUCGUCUACGUCACAUGGAUCCACAGCAUCGUCGUCAUCAAGCACCACGAACACAGGAUCUACUGAAAGGCACUCAACGCCCACACCAACAUCCGCUACGUCCAGGACAUCAUCUGAAUCUACCAGUACAUCCAGAAAGGCAACGCCAACAACCACAUGGCGCACAUCACCAUCUGGAUCGACCGGCACAUCAUCGCCGUUGACCACACCAUCCGCAACGCCAACACACUCGUCUCAUGCAUCCAGUACUCCGUCGGCUAGGACGACUGUAGCCCCAUCGUCUACGUCACAUGGAUCCACAGCAUCGUCGGCAUCAAGCACCGCGAACACAGGAUCUACUGAAAGGCACUCAACGCCCACACAAACAUCCGCUACGUCGAGGACAUCAUCCGAAUCCACAAGUACAUCCAGAAAGGCAACGCCAACAACCACAGGGCGCACAUCACCAUCUGGAUCGACCGGCACAUCAUCGCCGUUGACCACACCAUCCGCAACGCCAACACACUCGUCUCAUGCAUCCAGUACUCCGUCGGCUAGGACGACUGUAUCUCCAUCGUCUACGUCACAUGGAUCCACAGCAUCGUCGUCAUCAAGCCCCACGAACACAGGAUCUACUGAAAGGCACUCAACGCCCACACCAACAUCCGCUACUUCGAGGACAUCAUCCGAAUCUACCAGUACAUCCAGAAAGGCAACGCCAACAACCACAGGGCGCACAUCACCAUCUGGAUCGACCGGCACAUCAUCGCCGUUGACCACACCAUCUGCAACGCCAACACACUCGUCUCAUGCAUCCAGUACUCCGUUGGCCAGGACGACUGUAUCCCCAUCGUCUACGUCACAUGGAUCCACAGCAUCGUCGGCAUCAAGCACCGCGAACACAGGAUCUACUGAAAGGCACUCAACGCCCACACAAACAUCCGCUACGUCGAUGACAUCAUCCGAAUCCACAAGUACAUCCAGAAUGGCAACGCCAACAACCACAGGGCGCACAUCACCAUCUGGAUCGACCGGCACAUCAUCGCCGUUGACCACACCAUCCGCAACGCCAACACACUCGUCUCAUGCAUCCAGUACUCCGUCGGCUAGGACGACUGUAUCUCCAUCGUCUACGUCACAUGGAUCCACAGCAUCGUCGUCAUCAAGCCCCACGAACACAGGAUCUACUGAAAGGCACUCAACGCCCACACCAACAUCUGCUACGACGACUGUAUCUUCAUCAUCUACGUCACAUGGAUCCACAGCAUCGUCGUCAUCAAGCACCACGAACACAGGAUCUACUGAAAGGCACUCAACGCCCACACCAACAUCCGCUACGUCGAAGACAUCAUCCGAAUCUACCAGAUCUACUGAAAGGCACUCAACGCCCACACCAACAUCCGCUACGUCCAGGACAUCAUCUGAAUCUACCAGUACAACCAGAAAGGCAACGCCGACAACCACAGGGCGUACAUCACCAUCUGGAUCGACCGGCACAUCAUCGCCGUUGACCACACCAUCCGCAACGCCAACACACUCGUCUCAUGCAUCCAGUACUCCGUCGGCUAGGACGACUGUAUCUCCAUCGUCUACGUCACAUGGAUCCACAGCAUCGUCGUCAUCAAGCCCCACGAACACAGGAUCUACUGAAAGGCACUCAACGCCCACACCAACAUCCGCUACGUCGAGGACAUCAUCCGAAUCUACCAGUACAUCCAGAAAGGCAACGCCAACAACCACAGGGCGCACAUCACCAUCUGAAUCGACCGGCACAUCAUCGCCGUUGACCACACCAUCUGCAACGCCAACACACUCGUCUCAUGCAUCCAGUACUCCGUCGGCUAGGACGACUGUAUCUCCAUCGUCUACGUCACAUGGAUCCACAGCAUCGUCGUCAUCAAGCCCCACGAACACAGGAUCUACUGAAAGGCACUCAACGCCCACACCAACAUCCGCUACGUCCAGGACAUCAUCCGAAUCUACCAGUACAUCCAGAAAGGCAACGCCAACAACCACAGGGCGCACAUCACCAUCUGAAUCGACCGGCACAUCAUCGCCGUUUACCACACCAUCUGCAACGCCAACACACUCGUCUCAUGCAUCCAGUACUCCGUCGGCCAGGACGACUGUAGCCCCAUCGUCUACGUCACAUGGAUCCACAGCAUCGUCGUCAUCACGCACCACGAACACAGGAUCUACUGAAAGGCACUCAACGCCCACACCAACAUCCGCUACUUCGAGGACAUCAUCCGAAUCUACUAGUACAUCCAGAAAGGCAACGCCAACAACCACAGGGCACACAUCACCAUCUGGAUCGACCGGCACAUCAUCGCCGUUGACCACACCAUCUGCAACGCCAACACACUCGUCUCAUGCAUCCAGUACUCCGUCGGCCAGGACGACUGUAGCCCCAUCGUCUACGUCACAUGGAUCCACAGCAUCGUCGGCAUCAAGCACCGCGAACACAGGAUCUACUGAAAGGCACUCAACGCCCACACAAACAUCCGCUACGUCGAUGACAUCAUCCGAAUCCACAAGUACAUCCAGAAUGGCAACGCCAACAACCACAGGGCGCACAUCACCAUCUGGAUCGACCGGCACAUCAUCGCCGUUGACCACACCAUCCGCAACGCCAACACACUCGUCUCAUGCAUCCAGUACUCCGUUGGCCAGGACGACUGUAUCCCCAUCGUCUACGUCACAUGGAUCCACAGCAUCGUCGUCAUCAAGCCCCACGAACACAGGAUCUACUGAAAGGCACUCAACGCCCACACCAACAUCCGCUACGUCCAGGACAUCAUCUGAAUCUACCAGUACAUCCAGAAAGGCAACGCCGACAACCACAGGGCGUACAUCACCAUCUGGAUCGACCGGCACAUCAUCGCCGUUGACCACACCAACCGCACCGCCAACACACUCGUCUCAUGAAUCCAGUACUCCGUCGGCCAGGACGACUGUAUCCCCAUCGUCUACGUCACAUGGAUCCACAGCAUCGUCGGCAUCAAGCCCCACGAACACAGGAUCUACUGAAAGGCACUCAACGCCCACACCAACAUCCGCUACGUCGAGGACAUCAUCCGAAUCUACCAGUACAUCCAGAAAGGCAACGCCAACAACCACAGGGCGCACAUCACCAUCUGGAUCGACCGGCACAUCAUCGCCGUUGACCACACCAUCCGCAACGCCAACACACUCGUCUCAUGCAUCCAGUACUCCGUCGGCUAGGACGACUGUAUCUCCAUCGUCUACGUCACAUGGAUCCACUGCAUCGUCGGCAUCAAGCCCCACGAACACAGGAUCUACUGAAAGGCACUCAACGCCCACACCAACAUCCGCUACGUCCAGGACAUCAUCUGAAUCUACCAGUACAUCCAGAAAGGCAACGCCAACAACCACAGGGCGCACAUCACCAUCUGGAUCGACCGGCACAUCAUCGCCGUUGACCACACCAUCCGCAACGCCAACACACUCGUCUCAUGCAUCCAGUACUUCGUCGGUUAGGCCGACUGUAUCUUCAUCAUCUACGUCACAUGGAUCCACACCAUCGUCGUCAUCAAGCACCAGGAACACAGGAUCUACUGAAAGGCACUCAACGUCCACACCAACAUCCGCUACGUCCAGGACAUCAUCUGAAUCUACCAGUACAUCCAGAAAGGCAACGCCGACAACCACAAGGCGUACAUCACCAUCUGGAUCGACCGGCACAUCAUCGCCGUUGACCGCACCAUCCGCAACGCCAACACACUCGUCUCAUGCAUCCAGUACUCCGUCGGCUAGGACGACUGUAUCUCCAUCGUCUACGUCACAUGGAUCCACAGCAUCGUCGUCAUCAAGCCCCACGAACACAGGAUCUACUGAAAAGCACUCAACGCCCACACCAACAUCCGCUACGUCGAGGACAUCAUCCGAAUCUACCAGUACAUCCAGAAAGGCAACGCCAACAACCACAGGGCGCACAUCACCAUCUGGAUCGACCGGCACAUCAUCGCCGUUGACCACAUCAUCCGCAACGCCAACACACUCGUCUCAUGCAUCCAGUACUCCGUUGGCCAGGACGACUGUAUCCCCAUCGUCUACGUCACAUGGAUCCACAGCAUCGUCGGCAUCAAGCCCCACGAACACAGGAUCUACUGAAAGGCACUCAACGCCCACACCAACAUCCGCUACUUCGAGGACAUCAUCCGAAUCUACCAGUACAUCCAGAAAGGCAACGCCAACAACCACAGGGCGCACAUCACCAUCUGGAUCGACCGGCACAUCAUCGCCGUUGACCACACCAGACGCAACGCCAACACACUCGUCUCAUGCAUCCAGUACUCCGUUGGCCAGGACGACUGUAUCCCCAUCGUCUACGUCACAUGGAUCCACAGCAUCGUCGGCAUCAAGCCCCACGAACACAGGAUCUACUGAAAAGCACUCAACGCCCACACCAACAUCCGCUACGUCGAGGACAUCAUCCGAAUCUACCAGUACAUCCAGAAAGGCAACGCCAACAACCACAGGGCGCACAUCACCAUCUGGAUCGACCGGCACAUCAUCGCCGUUGACCACAUCAUCCGCAACGCCAACACACUCGUCUCAUGCAUCCAGUACUCCGUUGGCCAGGACGACUGUAUCCCCAUCGUCUACGUCACAUGGAUCCACAGCAUCGUCGGCAUCAAGCCCCACGAACACAGGAUCUACUGAAAGGCACUCAACGCCCACACCAACAUCCGCUACUUCGAGGACAUCAUCCGAAUCUACCAGUACAUCCAGAAAGGCAACGCCAACAACCACAGGGCGCACAUCACCAUCUGGAUCGACCGGCACAUCAUCGCCGUUGACCACACCAGACGCAACGCCAACACACUCGUCUCAUGCAUCCAGUACUCCGUCGGCCAGGACGACUGUAUCCCCAUCGUCUACGUCACAUGGAUCCACAGCGUCGUCGGCAUCAAGCCCCACGAACACAGGAUCUACAGAAAGGCACUCAACGCCCACACCAACAUCCGCUACGUCCAGGACAUCAUCUGAGUCUACCAGUACAUCCAGAAAGGCAACUCCAACAACCACAGGGCGAACAUCACCAUCUGAAUCGACCGGCACAUCAUCGCCGUUGACCACACCAUCCGCAACGCCAACACACUCGUCUCAUGCAUCCAGUACUCCGUCGGCCAGGACGACUGUAUCCCCAUCGUCUACGUCACAUGGAUCCACAGCGUCGUCGGCAUCAAGCCCCACGAACACAAGAUCUACAGAAAGGCACUCAACGCCCACACCACCAUCCGCUACGUCCAGGACAUCAUCUGAGUCUACCAGUACAUCCAGAAAGGCAACUCCAACAACCACAGGGCGCACAUCACCAUCUGAAUCGACCGGCACAUCAUCGCCGUUGACCACACCAUCCGCAACGCCAACACACUCGUCUCAUGCAUCCAGUACUCCGUCGGCCAGGACGACUGUAUCCCCAUCGUCUACGUCACAUGGAUCCACAGCGUCGUCGGCAUCAAGCCCCACGAACACAGGAUCUAAUGAAAGGCACUCAACGCCCACACCAACAUCCGCUUCGUCGAGGACAUCAUCCGAAUCUAACAGUACAUCCAGAAAGGCAACGCCAACAACCACAGGGCGCACAUCACCAUCUGUAUCGACCGGCACAUCAUCGCCGUUGACCACACCAUCCGCAACGCCAACACACUCGUCUCAUGCAUCCAGUACUCCGUCGGCCAGGACGACUGUAUCCCCAUCGUCUACGUCACAUGGAUCCACAGCGUCGUCGGCAUCAAGCCCCACGAACACAGGAUCUACAGAAAGGCACUCAACGCCCACACCAACAUCCGCUACGUCCAGGACAUCAUCUGAGUCUACCAGUACAUCCAGAAAGGCAACUCCAACAACCACAGGGCGAACAUCACCAUCUGGAUCGACCGGCACAUCAUCGCAGUUGACCACACCAUCCGCAACGCCAACACACUCGUCUCAUGCAUCCAGUACACCGUCGGCCAGGACGACUGUAUCUCCAUCGUCUACGUCACAUGGAUCCACUGCAUCGUCGGCAUCAAGCCCCACGAACACAGGAUCUACUGAAAGGAACUCAACGCCCACACCAACAUCCGCUACGUCCAGGACAUCAUCUGAAUCUACCAGUACAUCCAGAAAGGCAACGCCAACAACCACAGGGCGCACAUCACCAUCUGGAUCGACCGGUACAUCAUCGCCGUUGACCACACCAUCCGCAACGCCAACACACUCGUCUCAUGCAUCCAAUACUCCGACGGCUAGGACAACUGUAUCUCCAUCGUCUACGUCAUAUGGAUCCACAGCAUCGUCGUCAUCAAGCCACACGAACACAGGAUCUACUGAAAGGCACUCAACGCCCACACCAACAUCCGCUACGUCCAGGACAUCAUCUGAAUCUACCAGUACAUCCAGAAAGGCAACGCCCACAACCACAGGGCGUACAUCACCAUCUGGAUCGACCGGCACAUCAUCGCCGUUGACCACACCAACCGCAACGCCAACACACUCGUCUCAUGCAUCUAGUACUCCGUCGGCCAGGACGACUGUAUCCCCAUCGUCUACGUCACAUGGAUCCACAGCAUCGUCGGCAUCAAGCCCCACGAACACAGGAUCUACUGAAAGGCACUCAACGCCCACACCAACAUCCGCUACGUCCAGGACAUCAUCUGAAUCUACCAGUACAUCCAGAAAGGCAACGCCCACAACCACAGGGCGUACAUCACCAUCUGGAUCGACCGGCACAUCAUCGCCGUUGACCACACCAUCCGCAACGCCAACACACUCGUCUCAAGCAUCCAGUACUCCGUCGGCUAGGACGACUGUAUCUCCAUCGUCUACGUCACAUGGAUCCACAGCAUCGUCGGCAUCAAGCCCCACGAACACAGGAUCUACUGAAAGGCACUCAACGCCCACACCAACAUCCGCUACGUCCAGGACAUCAUCUGAAUCUAUCAGUACAUCCAGAAAGUCAACGCCAACAACCACAGGGCGCACAUCACCAUCUGGAUCGACCGGUACAUCAUCGCCGUUGACCACACCAUCCGCAACGCCAACACACUUGUCUCAUGCAUCCAAUACUCCGUCGGCUAGGACAACUGUAUCUCCAUCGUCUACGUCAUAUGGAUCCACAGCAUCGUCGUCAUCAAGCCACACGAACACAGGAUCUACUGAAAGGCACUCAACGCCCACACCAACAUCCGCUACGUCGAGGACAUCAUCCGAAUCCACAAGUACAUCCAGAAAGGCAACGCCAACAACCACAGGGCGCACAUCACCAUCUGGAUCGACCGGCACAUCAUCGCCGUUGACCACACCAUCCGCAACGCCAACACACUCGUCUCAUGCAUCCAGUACUCCGUCGGCUAGGACGACUGUAUCUCCAUCGUCUACGUCACAUGGAUCCACAGCAUCGUCGUCAUCAAGCCCCACGAACACAGGAUCUACUGAAAGGCACUCAACGCCCACACCAACAUCCGCUACGUCCAGGACAUCAUCUGAAUCUACCAGUACAUCCAGAAAGGCAACGCCGACAACCACAGGGCGUACAUCACCAUCUGGAUCGACCGGCACAUCAUCGCCGUUGACCACACCAUCCGCAACGCCAACACACUCGUCUCAUGCAUCCAGUACUCCGUUGGCCAGGACGACUGUAUCCCCAUCGUCUACGUCACAUGGAUCCACAGCAUCGUCGGCAUCAAGCCCCACGAACACAGGAUCUACUGAAAGGCACUCAACGCCCACACCAACAUCCGCUACUUCGAGGACAUCAUCCGAAUCUACCAGUACAUCCAGAAAGGCAACGCCGACAACCACAAGGCGUACAUCACCAUCUGGAUCGACCGGCACAUCAUCGCCGUUGACCACACCAUCCGCAACGCCAACACACUCGUCUCAUGCAUCCAGUACUCCGUCGGCUAGGACGACUGUAUCUCCAUCGUCUACGUCACAUGGAUCCACAGCAUCGUCGUCACCAAGCCCCACGAACACAGGAUCUACUGAAAGGCACUCAACGCCCACACCAACAUCCGCUACGUCCAGGACAUCAUCUGAAUCUACCAGUACAUCCAGAAAGGCAACGCCGACAACCACAAGGCGUACAUCACCAUCUGGAUCGACCGGCACAUCAUCGCCGUUGACCACACCAUCCGCAACGCCAACACACUCGUCUCAUGCAUCCAGUACUCCGUCGGCUAGGACGACUGUAUCUCCAUCGUCUACGUCACAUGGAUCCACAGCAUCGUCGUCAUCAAGCACCACGAACACUGGAUCUACUGAAAAGCACUCAACGCCCACACCAACAUUCGCUACGUCGAGGACAUCAUCCGAAUCUACCAGUACAUCCAGAAAGGCAACGCGAACAACCACAGGGCGCACAUCACCAUCUGGAUCGGCCGGCACAUCAUCGCCGUUGACCACACCAUCCGCAACGCCAACACACUCGUCUCAUGCAUCCAGUACUCCGUUGGCCAGGACGACUGUAUCCCCAUCGUCUGCGUCACAUGGAUCCACAGCAUCGUCGGCAUCAAGCCCCACGAACACAGGAUCUACUGAAAGGCACUCAACGCCCACACCAACAUCCGCUACUUCGAGGACAUCAUCCGAAUCUACCAGUACAUCCAGAAAGGCAACGCCAACAACCACAGGGCGCACAUCACCAUCUGGAUCGACCGGCACAUCAUCGCCGUUGACCACACCAGACGCAACGCCAACACACUCGUCUCUUGCAUCCAGUACUCCGUCGGCCAGGACGACUGUAUCUCCAUCGUCUACGUCACAUGGAUCCACAGCAUCGUCGUCAUCAAGCCCCACGAACACAGGAUCUACUGAAAGGCACUCAACGCCCACACCAACAUCCGCUACUUCGAGGACAUCAUCCGAAUCUACCAGUACAUCCAGAAAGGCAACGCCGACAACCACAGGGCGUACAUCACCAUCUGGAUCGACCGGCACAUCAUCGCCGUUGACCACACCAUCUGCAACGCCAACACACUCGUCUCAGGCAUCCAGUACUCCGUCGGCUAGGACGACUGUAUCUCCAUCGUCUACGUCACAUGGAAACACAGCAUCGUCGGCAUCAAUCCCCACGGACACAGGAUCUACUGAAAGGCACUCAACGCCCACUCCAACAUCCGCUACGUCCAGGACAUCAGCUGAGUCUACCAAUACAUCCAGAAAGGCAACGCCAACAACUACAGGGCGCACAUCACCAUCUGGAUCGACCGGCACAUCAUCGCCGUUGACCACACCAUCCGCAACGCCAACACACUCGUCUCAAGCAUCCAGUACUCCGUCGGCCAGGACGACUGUAUCUCCAUCGUCUACGUCACAUGGAUCCACAGCAUCGUCGUCAUCACGCCCCACGAACACAGGAUCUACUGAAAGGCACUCAACGCCCACACCAACAUCCGCUACGUCCAGGACAUCCUCUGAAUCUACCAGUACAUCCAGAAAGGCAACGCCAACAACCACAGGGCGUACAUCACCAUCUGGAUCGACCGGCACAUCAUCGCCGACGACCACACCAUCCGCAACGCCAUCACAAUCGUCUCAUGCAUCCAGUACUCCGUCGGGUAGGACGACUGUAUCUCCAUCGUCUACGUCACAUGGAUCCACAGCAUCGUCGGCAUCAAGCCCCACGAACACAGGAUCUACUGAAAGGCACUCAACGCCCACACCAACAUCCGCUACGUCCAGGACAUCAUCUGAGUCUACCAGUACAUCCAGAAAGGCAACUCCAACAACCGCAGCGCGUACAUCACCAUCUGGAUCGACCGGCACAUCAUCGCCGGUGACCACACCAUCCGCAACGCCAUCACACUCGUCUCAUGCAUCCAGUACUCCGUCGGCUAGGACGACUGUAUCUCCAUCGUCUACGUCACAUGGAUCCACAGCAUCGUCGGCAUCAAGCCGCACGAACACAGGAUCUACUGAAAGGCACUCAACGCCCACACCAACAUCCGCUACGUCCAGGACAUCAUAUGAGUCUACCAGUACAUCCAUAAAGGCAACGCCAGCAACCACAAGGCGCACAUCACCAUCUGGAUCGACCGGCACAUCGUCGCCGUUGACCACACCAUCCGCAACGCCAACACACUCGUCUCAAGCAUCCAGUAUUCCGUCGGCUAGGACGACUGUAUCUCCAUCGUCUACGUCACAUGGAUCCACAGCAUCGUCGGCAUCAAGCCCCACGAACACAGGAUCUACUGAAAGGCACUCAACGCCCACACCAACAUCCGCUACGUCCAGGACAUCAUCUGAGUCUACCAGUACAUCCAGAAAGGCAACUCCAACAACGACAGGGCGCACAUCACCAUCUGGAUCGACCGGCACAUCGUCGCCGUUGACCAUACCAUCCGCAACGCCAACACACUCGUCUCAAGCAUCCAGUACUCCGUCGGCUAGGACGACUGUAUCUCCAUCGUCUACGUCACAUGGAUCCACAGCAUCAUCGGCAUCAAUCCCCACGAACACAGGAUCUACUGAAAGGCACUCAACGCUCACACCAACAUCCGCUACGUCCAGGACAUCAUCUGAAUCUACCAGUACAUCCAGAAAGGCAACGCCAACAACCACAGGGCGUACAUCACCAUCUGGAUCGACCGGCACAUCAUCGCCGUUGACCACACCAUCCGCAACGCCAUCACACUCGUCUCAUGCAUCCAGUACUCCGUCGGGUAGGACGACUGUAUCUCCAUCGUCUACGUCACAUGGAUCCACAGCAUCGUCGGCAUCAAUCCCCACGAACACAGGAUCUACUGAAAGGCACUCAACGCUCACACCAACAUCCGCUACGUCCAGGACAUCAUCUGAAUCUACCAGUACAUCCAGAAAGGCAACGCCAACAACCACAAGGCGUACAUCACCAUCUGGAUCGACCGGCACAUCAUCGCCGUUGACCACACCAUCCGCAACGCCAACACACUCGUCUCAUGCAUCCAGUACUCCAUCGGCUAGGACGACUGUAUCUCCAUCGUCUACGUCACAUGGAUCCACAGCAUCGUCGUCAUCAAGCCCCACGAACACAGGAUCUACUGAAAGGCACUCAACGAACACACCAACAUCCGCUACGUCCAGGACAUCAUCUGAAUCUACCAGUACAUCCAGAAAGGCAACGCCGACAACCACAGGGCGUACAUCACCAUCUGGAUCGACCGGCACAUCAUCGCCGUUGACCACACCAUCUGCAACGCCAACACACUCGUCUCAGGCAUCCAGUACUCCGUCGGCUAGGACGACUGUAUCUCCAUCGUCUACGUCACAUGGAUCCACAGCAUCGUCGUCAUCAAGCCCCACGAACACAGUAUCUACUGAAAGGCACUCAACGCCCACACCAACAUCCGCUACGUCCAGGACAUCAUCUGAGUCUACCAGUACAUCCAGAAAGGCAACUCCAACAACGACAGGGCGCACAUCACCAUCUGGAUCGACCGGCACAUCAUCGCCGGUGACCACACCAUCCGCAACGCCAUCACACUCGUCUCAUGCAUCCAGUACUCCGUCGGCUAGGACGACUGUAUCUCCAUCGUCUACGUCACAUGGAUCCAGAGCAUCGUCGGCAUCAAUCCCCACGAACACAGGAUCUACUGAAAGGCACUCAACGCUCACACCAACAUCCGCUACGUCCAGGACAUCAUCUGAAUCUACCAGUACAUCCAGAAAGGCAACGCCAACAACGACAGGGCGCACAUCACCAUCUGGAUCGACCGGCACAUCGUCGCCGUUGACCAUACCAUCCGCAACGCCAACACACUCGUCUCAAGCAUCCAGUACUCCGUCGGCUAGGACAACUGUAUCUCCAUCGUCUACGUCACAUGGAUCCACAGCAUCAUCGGCAUCAAUCCCCACGAACACAGGAUCUACUGAAAGGCACUCAACGCUCACACCAACAUCCGCUACGUCCAGGACAUCAUCUGAAUCUACCAGUACAUCCAGAAAGGCAACGCCAACAACCACAGGGCGUACAUCACCAUCUGGAUCGACCGGCACAUCAUCGCCGUUGACCACACCAUCCGCAACGCCAUCACACUCGUCUCAUGCAUCCAGUACUCCGUCGGGUAGGACGACUGUAUCUCCAUCGUCUACGUCACAUGGAUCCACAGCAUCGUCGGCAUCAAUCCCCACGAACACAGGAUCUACUGAAAGGCACUCAACGCUCACACCAACAUCCGCUACGUCCAGGACAUCAUCUGAAUCUACCAGUACAUCCAGAAAGGCAACGCCAACAACCACAAGGCGUACAUCACCAUCUGGAUCGACCGGCACAUCAUCGCCGUUGACCACACCAUCCGCAACGCCAACACACUCGUCUCAUGCAUCCAGUACUCCAUCGGCUAGGACGACUGUAUCUCCAUCGUCUACGUCACAUGGAUCCACAGCAUCGUCGUCAUCAAGCCCCACGAACACAGGAUCUACUGAAAGGCACUCAACGAACACACCAACAUCCGCUACGUCCAGGACAUCAUCUGAAUCUACCAGUACAUCCAGAAAGGCAACGCCGACAACCACAGGGCGUACAUCACCAUCUGGAUCGACCGGCACAUCAUCGCCGUUGACCACACCAUCUGCAACGCCAACACACUCGUCUCAGGCAUCCAGUACUCCGUCGGCUAGGACGACUGUAUCUCCAUCGUCUACGUCACAUGGAUCCACAGCAUCGUCGUCAUCAAGCCCCACGAACACAGUAUCUACUGAAAGGCACUCAACGCCCACACCAACAUCCGCUACGUCCAGGACAUCAUCUGAGUCUACCAGUACAUCCAGAAAGGCAACUCCAACAACGACAGGGCGCACAUCACCAUCUGGAUCGACCGGCACAUCAUCGCCGGUGACCACACCAUCCGCAACGCCAUCACACUCGUCUCAUGCAUCCAGUACUCCGUCGGCUAGGACGACUGUAUCUCCAUCGUCUACGUCACAUGGAUCCAGAGCAUCGUCGGCAUCAAUCCCCACGAACACAGGAUCUACUGAAAGGCACUCAACGCUCACACCAACAUCCGCUACGUCCAGGACAUCAUCUGAAUCUACCAGUACAUCCAGAAAGGCAACGCCAACAACCACAGGGCGUACAUCACCAUCUGGAUCGACCGGCACAUCAUCGCCGUUGACCACACCAUCCGCAACGCCAUCACACUCGUCUCAUGCAUCCAGUACUCCGUCGGCUAGGACGACUGUAUCUCCAUCGUCUACGUCACAUGGAUCCACAGCAUCGUCGUCAUCAAGCCCCACGAACACAGGAUCUACUGAAAGGCACUCAACGCCCACACCAACAUCCGCUACGUCCAGGACAUCGUCUGAGUCUACCAGUACAUCCAGAAAGGCAACGCCAACAACCACAGGGCGCACAUCACCAUCUGGAUCGACCGGCACAUCGUCGCCGUUGACCACACCAUCCGCAACGCCAACACACUCGUCUCAAGCAUCCAGUACUCCGUCGGCUAGGACGACUGUAUCUCCAUCGUCUACGUCACAUGGAUCCACAGCAUCGUCGGCAUCAAUCCCCACGAACAUAGGAUCUACUGAAAGGCACUCAACGCUCGCACCAACAUCCGCUACGUCCAGGACAUCAUCUGAAUCUACCAGUACAUCCAGAAAGGCAACGCCAACAACCACAGGGCGUACAUCACCAUCUGGAUCGACCGGCACAUCAUCGCCGUUGACCACACCAUCCGCAACGCCAUCACACUCGUCUCAUGCAUCCAGUACUCCGUCGGUUAGGACGACUGUAUCUCCAUCGUCUACGUCACAUGGAACCACAGCAUCGUCGGCAUCAAUCCCCACGGACACAGGAUCUACUGAAAGGCACCCAACGCCCACACCAACAUCCGCUACGUCCAGGACAUCAUCUAAAUCUACCAGUACAUCCAGAAAGGCAACGCCAACAACCACAGGGCGUACAUCACCAUCUGGAUCGACCGGCACAUCAUCGCCGUUGACCACACCAUCCGCAACGCCAACACACUCGUCUCAAGCAUCCAGUACUCCGUCGGCUAGGACGACUGUAUCUCCAUCGUCUACGUCACAUGGAUCCACAGCAUCGUCGGCAUCAAUCCCCACGAACACAGGAUCUACUGAAAGGCACUCAACGCUCACACCAACAUCCGCUACGUCCAGGACAUCAUCUGAAUCUACCAGUACAUCCAGAAAGGCAACGCCAACAACCACAGGGCGUACAUCACCAUCUGGAUCGACCGGCACAUCAUCGCCGUUGACCACACCAUCCGCAACGCCAUCACACUCGUCUCAUGCAUCCAGUACUCCGUCGGCCAGGACGACUGUAUCUCCAUCGUCUACGUCACAUGGAUCCACAGCAUCGUCGUCAUCACGCCCCACGAACACAGGAUCUACUGAAAGGCUCUCAACGCCCACACCAACAUCCGCUACGUCCAGGACAUCCUCUGAAUCUACCAGUACAUCCAGAAAGGCAACGCCAACAACCACAGGGCGUACAUCACCAUCUGGAUCGACCGGCACAUCAUCGCCGACGACCACACCAUCCGCAACGCCAUCACAAUCGUCUCAUGCAUCCAGUACUCCGUCGGCUAGGACAACUGUAUCUCCAUCGUCUAAGUCACAUGGAUCCACAGCAUCGUCGGCAUCAAUCCCCACGAACACAGGAUCUACUGAAAGGCACUCAACGCCCACACCAGCAUCCGCUACGUCCAGGACAUCAUCUGAAUCUACCAGUACAUCUAGAAAGGCAACGCCAACAACCGCAGCGCGUACAUCACCAUCUGGAUCGACCGGCACAUCAUCGCCGACGACCACACCAUCCGCAACGCCAUCACAAUCGUCUCAUGCAUCCAGUACUCCGUCGGCUAGGACAACUGUAUCUCCAUCGUCUAAGUCACAUGGAUCCACAGCAUCGUCGGCAUCAAUCCCCACGAACACAGGAUCUACUGAAAGGCACUCAACGCCCACACCAGCAUCCGCUACGUCCAGGACAUCAUCUGAAUCUGCCAGUACAUCUAGAAAGGCAACGCCAACAACCGCAGCGCGUACAUCACCAUCUGGAUCGACCGGCACAUCAUCGCCGGUGACCACACCAUCCGCAACGCCAUCACACUCGUCUCAUGCAUCCAGUACUCCGUCGGCUAGGACGACUGUAUCUCCAUCGUCUACGUCACAUGGAUCCACAGCAUCGUCGGCAUCAAGCCGCACGAACACAGGAUCUACUGAAAGGCACUCAACGCCCACACCAACAUCCGCUACGUCCAGGACAUCAUCUGAGUCUACCAGUACAUCCAUAAAGGCAACGCCAGCAACCACAAGGCGCACAUCACCAUCUGGAUCGACCGGCACAUCGUCGCCGUUGACCACACCAUCCGCAACGCCAACACACUCGUCUCAAGCAUCCAGUAUUCCGUCGGCUAGGACGACUGUAUCUCCAUCGUCUACGUCACAUGGAUCCACAGCAUCGUCGUCAUCAAGCCCCACGAACACAGGAUCUACUGAAAGGCACUCAACGCCCACACCAACAUCCGCUACGUCCAGGACAUCGUCUGAGUCUACCAGUACAUCCAGAAAGGCAACGCCAACAACCACAGGGCGUACAUCACCAUCUGGAUCGACCGGCACAUCAUCGCCGUUGACCACACCAUCCGCAACGCCAUCACACUCGUCUCAUGCAUCCAGUACUCCGUCGGGUAGGACGACUGUAUCUCCAUCGUCUACGUCACAUGGAUCCACAGCAUUGUCGGCAUCAAUCCCCACGAACACAGGAUCUACUGAAAGGCACUCAACGCUCACACCAACAUCCGCUACGUCCAGGACAUCAUCUGAAUCUACCAGUACAUCCAGAAAGGCAACGCCAACAACCACAGGGCGUACAUCACCAUCUGGAUCGACCGGCACAUCAUCGCCGUUGACCACACCAUCCGCAACGCCAUCACACUCGUCUCAUGCAUCCAGUACUCCGUCGGCCAGGACGACUGUAGCCCCAUCGUCUACGUCACAUGGAUCCACAGCAUCGUCGGCAUCAAGCCCCACGAACACAGGAUCUACUGAAAGGCACUCAACGCCCACACCAACAUCCGCUACGUCCAGGACAUCAUCUGAGUCUACCAGUACAUCGAGAAAGGCAACGCCAACAACCACAGGGCGCACAUCACCAUCUGGAUCGACCGGCACAUCGUCGCCGUUGACCACACCAUCCGCAACGCCAACACACUCGUCUCAAGCAUCCAGUACUCCGUCGGCUAGGACGACUGUAUCUCCAUCGUCUACGUCACAUGGAUCCACAGCAUCGUCGUCAUCACGCCCCACGAACACAGGAUCUACUGAAAGGCUCUCAACGCCCACACCAACAUCCGCUACGUCCAGGACAUCCUCUGAAUCUACCAGUACAUCCAGAAAGGCAACGCCAACAACCACAGGGCGUACAUCACCAUCUGGAUCGACCGGCACAUCAUCGCCGACGACCACACCAUCCGCAACGCCAUCACAAUCGUCUCAUGCAUCCAGUACUCCGUCGGCUAGGACAACUGUAUCUCCAUCGUCUAAGUCACAUGGAUCCACAGCAUCGUCGGCAUCAAUCCCCACGAACACAGGAUCUACUGAAAGGCACUCAACGCCCACACCAGCAUCCGCUACGUCCAGGACAUCAUCUGAAUCUACCAGUACAUCUAGAAAGGCAACGCCAACAACCGCAGCGCGUACAUCACCAUCUGGAUCGACCGGCACAUCAUCGCCGACGACCACACCAUCCGCAACGCCAUCACAAUCGUCUCAUGCAUCCAGUACUCCGUCGGGUAGGACGACUGUAUCUCCAUCGUCUACGUCACAUGGAUCCACAGCAUCGUCGGCAUCAAGCCCCACGAACACAGGAUCUACUGAAAGGCACUCAACGCCCACACCAACAUCCGCUACGUCCAGGACAUCAUCUGAGUCUACCAGUACAUCCAGAAAGGCAACUCCAACAACCACAGGGCGAACAUCACCAUCGGGAUCGACCGGCACAUCAUCGCCGUUGACCACACCAUCCGCAACGCCAUCACACUCGUCUCAUGCAUCCAGUACUCCGUCGGCUAGGACAACUGUAUCUCCAUCGUCUAAGUCACAUGGAUCCACAGCAUCGUCGGCAUCAAUCCCCACGAACACAGGAUCUACUGAAAGGCACUCAACGCCCACACCAGCAUCCGCUACGUCCAGGACAUCAUCUGAAUCUGCCAGUACAUCUAGAAAGGCAACGCCAACAACCGCAGCGCGUACAUCACCAUCUGGAUCGACCGGCACAUCAUCGCCGGUGACCACACCAUCCGCAACGCCAUCACACUCGUCUCAUGCAUCCAGUACUCCGUCGGCUAGGACGACUGUAUCUCCAUCGUCUACGUCACAUGGAUCCACAGCAUCGUCGGCAUCAAGCCGCACGAACACAGGAUCUACUGAAAGGCACUCAACGCCCACACCAACAUCCGCUACGUCCAGGACAUCAUCUGAGUCUACCAGUACAUCCAUAAAGGCAACGCCAGCAACCACAAGGCGCACAUCACCAUCUGGAUCGACCGGCACAUCGUCGCCGUUGACCACACCAUCCGCAACGCCAACACACUCGUCUCAAGCAUCCAGUAUUCCGUCGGCUAGGACGACUGUAUCUCCAUCGUCUACGUCACAUGGAUCCACAGCAUCGUCGGCAUCAAGCCCCACGAACACAGGAUCUACUGAAAGGCACUCAACGCCCACACCAACAUCCGCUACGUCCAGGACAUCAUCUGAGUCUACCAGUACAUCCAGAAAGGCGACGCCAACAACCACAGGGCGCACAUCACCAUCUGGAUCGACCGGCACAUCGUCGCCGUUGACCACACCAUCCGCAACGCCAACACACUCGUCUCAAGCAUCCAGUACUCCGUCGGCUAGGACGACUGUAUCUCCAUCGUCUACGUCACAUGGAUCCACAGCAUCGUCGUCAUCACGCCCCACGAACACAGGAUCUACUGAAAGGCUCUCAACGCCCACACCAACAUCCGCUACGUCCAGGACAUCCUCUGAAUCUACCAGUACAUCCAGAAAGGCAACGCCAACAACCACAGGGCGUACAUCACCAUCUGGAUCGACCGGCACAUCAUCGCCGACGACCACACCAUCCGCAACGCCAUCACAAUCGUCUCAUGCAUCCAGUACUCCGUCGGCUAGGACAACUGUAUCUCCAUCGUCUAAGUCACAUGGAUCCACAGCAUCGUCGGCAUCAAUCCCCACGAACACAGGAUCUACUGAAAGGCACUCAACGCCCACACCAGCAUCCGCUACGUCCAGGACAUCAUCUGAAUCUACCAGUACAUCUAGAAAGGCAACGCCAACAACCGCAGCGCGUACAUCACCAUCUGGAUCGACCGGCACAUCAUCGCCGACGACCACACCAUCCGCAACGCCAUCACAAUCGUCUCAUGCAUCCAGUACUCCGUCGGGUAGGACGACUGUAUCUCCAUCGUCUACGUCACAUGGAUCCACAGCAUCGUCGGCAUCAAGCCCCACGAACACAGGAUCUACUGAAAGGCACUCAACGCCCACACCAACAUCCGCUACGUCCAGGACAUCAUCUGAGUCUACCAGUACAUCCAGAAAGGCAACUCCAACAACCACAGGGCGAACAUCACCAUCGGGAUCGACCGGCACAUCAUCGCCGUUGACCACACCAUCCGCAACGCCAUCACACUCGUCUCAUGCAUCCAGUACUCCGUCGGCUAGGACAACUGUAUCUCCAUCGUCUAAGUCACAUGGAUCCACAGCAUCGUCGGCAUCAAUCCCCACGAACACAGGAUCUACUGAAAGGCACUCAACGCCCACACCAGCAUCCGCUACGUCCAGGACAUCAUCUGAAUCUGCCAGUACAUCUAGAAAGGCAACGCCAACAACCGCAGCGCGUACAUCACCAUCUGGAUCGACCGGCACAUCAUCGCCGGUGACCACACCAUCCGCAACGCCAUCACACUCGUCUCAUGCAUCCAGUACUCCGUCGGCUAGGACGACUGUAUCUCCAUCGUCUACGUCACAUGGAUCCACAGCAUCGUCGGCAUCAAGCCGCACGAACACAGGAUCUACUGAAAGGCACUCAACGCCCACACCAACAUCCGCUACGUCCAGGACAUCAUCUGAGUCUACCAGUACAUCCAUAAAGGCAACGCCAGCAACCACAAGGCGCACAUCACCAUCUGGAUCGACCGGCACAUCGUCGCCGUUGACCACACCAUCCGCAACGCCAACACACUCGUCUCAAGCAUCCAGUAUUCCGUCGGCUAGGACGACUGUAUCUCCAUCGUCUACGUCACAUGGAUCCACAGCAUCGUCGGCAUCAAGCCCCACGAACACAGGAUCUACUGAAAGGCACUCAACGCCCACACCAACAUCCGCUACGUCCAGGACAUCAUCUGAGUCUACCAGUACAUCCAGAAAGGCGACGCCAACAACCACAGGGCGCACAUCACCAUCUGGAUCGACCGGCACAUCGUCGCCGUUGACCACACCAUCCGCAACGCCAACACACUCGUCUCAAGCAUCCAGUACUCCGUCGGCUAGGACGACUGUAUCUCCAUCGUCUACGUCACAUGGAUCCACAGCAUCGUCGGCAUCAAUCCCCACGAACACAGGAUCUACUGAAAGGCACUCAACGCUCACACCAACAUCCGCUACGUCCAGGACAUCAUCUGAAUCUACCAGUACAUCCAGAAAGGCAACGCCAACAACCACAGGGCGUACAUCGCCAUCUGGAUCGACCGGCACAUCAUCGCCGUUGACCACACCAUCCGCAACGCCAUCACACUCGUCUCAUGCAUCCAGUACUCCGUCGGCUAGGACGACUGUAUCUCCAUCGUCUACGUCACAUGGAUCCACAGCAUCGUCGGCAUCAAGCCCCACGAACACAGGAUCUACUGAAAGGCACUCAACGCCCACCUCAACAUCCGCUACGUCCAGGACAUCAUCUGAAUCUACCAGUACAUCCAGAAAGGCAACGCCAACAACCACAGGGCGUACAUCACCAUCUGGAUCGACCGGCACAUCAUCGCCGUUGACCACACCAUCCGCAACGCCAUCAAACUCGUCUCAUGCAUCCAGUACUCCGUCGGGUAGGACGACUGUAUCUCCAUCGUCUACGUCACAUGGAUCCACAGCAUUGUCGGCAUCAAUCCCCACGAACACAGGAUCUACUGAAAGGCACUCAACGCUCACACCAACAUCCGCUACGUCCAGGACAUCAUCUGAAUCUACCAGUACAUCCAGAAAGGCAACGCCAACAACCACAGGGCGUACAUCACCAUCUGGAUCGACCGGCACAUCAUCGCCGUUGACCACACCAUCCGCAACGCCAUCACACUCGUCUCAUGCAUCCAGUACUCCGUCGGCCAGGACGACUGUAGCCCCAUCGUCUACGUCACAUGGAUCCACAGCAUCGUCGGCAUCAAGCCCCACGAACACAGGAUCUACUGAAAGGCACUCAACGCCCACACCAACAUCCGCUACGUCCAGGACAUCAUCUGAGUCUACCAGUACAUCGAGAAAGGCAACGCCAACAACCACAGGGCGCACAUCACCAUCUGGAUCGACCGGCACAUCGUCGCCGUUGACCACACCAUCCGCAACGCCAACACACUCGUCUCAAGCAUCCAGUACUCCGUCGGCUAGGACGACUGUAUCUCCAUCGUCUACGUCACAUGGAUCCACAGCAUCGUCGGCAUCAAUCCCCACGAACAUAGGAUCUACUGAAAGGCACUCAACGCUCACACCAACAUCCGCUACGUCCAGGACAUCAUCUGAAUCUACCAGUACAUCCAGAAAGGCAACGCCAACAACCACAGUGCGUACAUCACCAUCUGGAUCGACCGGCACAUCAUCGCCGUUGACCACACCAUCCGCAACGCCAUCACACUCGUCUCAUGCAUCCAGUACUCCGUCGGCUAGGACGACUGUAUCUCCAUCGUCUACGUCACAUGGAACCACAGCAUCGUCGGCAUCAAGCCCCACGAACACAGGAUCUACUGAAAGGCACUCAACGCCCAGACCAACAUCCGCUACGUCCAGGACAUCAUCUGAAUCUACCAGUACAUCCAGAAAGGCAACGCCCACAACCACAGGGCGCACAUCACCAUCUGGAUCGACCGGCUCAUCAUCGCCGGUUACCGCACCAUCCGCUACGCCAACGCAGUCGUCUCAACCGUCCAGUACUCCUUCGGCUAGAACGACUGUACCUCCAGCGUCUACGGCGCAAGCUUCCACUGCAUCGUCUUCAUCAAGCCCCUCGAAUACAGGGCCCACUGGAUGGCACUCAACGCUCACCACAACAUCUGCAGCGUCCAGGACAUCACCGCAAUCCUCCAGUUCAUCCACAAAGGGAACGGCAACAUCCACCGCGCGCACAUUACCAUCCGGAUCGACCAGCACACCAUCGACAUUGACCACACCAUCCUCUACACCAUCUUAUUCUUCACAAUCAUCUAGGACUCCUUCAGCGCAACGAGGCUCAACACCGCCGUAUUCGACGGAGACAUCCUCUCCCCUACCGUCAUCUACGUCGCGAGCAUCCACAGCAUCGUCGGGGUCUAGUCGAAGGAACAAAGGGUCAACUGAAGUUCAUUCUACUCACACACCGAGAUCGGCAACGUCCAGGUCAUCAUUUCAAUCUUCCAGUGUAUCAACAGAGCGAGCGCCGUUAACCACGCCAUCACCUACGCCAUCGCAUUCUCCAGAAUCAUCUAGUACUCCUUCAGCGCAGGUUACGUCUAUUCCGGCAUGUUCCCCCACGACUGUUGAGAUGUGCAACUGUUCUGACGAUGAGCCGGACGUCCACAAUACAAUAAACGUCAACUUUGAUGUUCAUAAUACCUUUGAUGACGACGCGGGCGUUCAUAAUAGUGUCGUCGAUGACACUGGCAUUAAUAAUUUUGUCAAUGACGAGAGUAUUAUUAGGAAUGAAAUCAGUGAUAGAGCUCAGAUUGUGGACGCCCUUCGCGACGAUUCUGAAAUCCGCGUAGCUGUUGUUGACGACUUGAUGAAACGUAAAUCCGCGGACGAUGUCAUAGAUUUGCGGAAGGCCUUGAUCGAAAAUUCGGAUGUUGAAAAUAGUUUUGUCGAUAGUUUAAAUAUUCAAAAUGCUUUUAGUAACAACGUGGACAUGGAGAGUGCUGCCAAUGUUUUGAAUGCUUACGGCGAUGAAUCUAAACUACUGAAGGUCAUCGAUAAUGAGUCCGUGGUCCAGAAUUCUUUCAAUGAUGACACGAAUGAGUAUAAUAUCUUAAACCGGGAUUCAGACAUUCGUAACCUCAUUAACGGUGGUUCCAAUAUCCAUAACACUGUCGGUGAUGAUUCUGGCUUAUUGAACUAUUUGGAUAGUGUCUCAAGUGUUCAUAAUAUUUUGAAUGACGGCUCGAGCAUUCGUAAAACUUUGAAGGAUAGCUCGGACAUCCACAAGAUCUUUAACGAUGAUUCUGACAUCCGUAAAACGGUUAACCAUAAUUCAAAUAUCUACAAGAUCUUGAGUGGUGACCUAGCUGGCCUCAAGAAUGGUGGAUCCGAUAUUCGCAGAUCUUACAGUAACGUUUAA